UUGUUUUUCCUUCUCUUCCUGAUUCUCAGGGUUAAGAUAGUAACAUUGUUUUAGGUUUGUAAGUGUCUUCAUCAUACUCUUCUUUUUCCUUGUUUAUUGUUACUGGAUGAAUAAACAGCUCUUAUUGUUAGCAGGCAAUUCUAGAUGGAUGAACCUGAUCCAUUGGAGCUACUGAAUCAAUUUGAGGACAUAUUGGAAUCCGAUCCUCUCAUUGAUGAAAUAGGGUUCAUUCACCCAGCCCAGUUUGCUGCAUUGAAUGAAGAUAUUGGCACUCCUUCAACAUCUGUUGGUUCUGUGCAAAAAUCAACUUUUGGGACACUUUUCUGGGGUAAGGAUCAUAAGCUGGGCAUCUCAACCAAGGUUCUUUUUCCACUUUAUGUUGCAGCUAAAAAUGCAUUUGUGGAAGCUUAUAAAAAUUAUAAAGUGCACCAUAGAGAUGAUAAAAAUGCUUCAACCUGUUCCUCGUCUUCUCCACUCAGUCUUGAUAGUGAAUUGAUGAAGCACAGCAGGGCACUAUUGCUUCUCAGUUCUGAUUUUGGAACAGUGUGGAAUUCCAGGAAGCUAGUUCUGUCAAAGAAGCAAUCUUUUUCCAUGUUCAUGAAUGAGCUUAUUUUUUCAUCUCUGAUUCUCUCGCAUUCGCCUAAAAGUGAACAAACAUGGAGCCAAAGGAGGUGGGUGAUCAAGAUGAUUGCUGGAAAUUGUUCAAAUCUGCAAGAGAUUAUGGAAAGAGAAUCUGAGUUAGUGAAAAAACUGGCUGAGAGAUCAAAAAUGAACUAUCGUGCAUGGAAUCACCGUUGCUGGUUAGUUUCCUACAUGUCAGCAGAACAGGUGCUGCAGGAAUUUAACAAGUCACGGGAAUGGGCUGGCCUCCAUGUUGCUGAUAACUCUUGCUUUCAUUACCGUGCGCGUUUGAUACUUCGUCUGUUUGAAGAAUCACAGCAUAGCAAGGAUCAAGAAGCUAGCUUUAAUCCAGAACUUCAUGAAUUAUUGAAGGAUGAAUUCAACUGGGCGGAGCAGUUGAUAAAACGUUAUGUGGGGAGAGAGGCAUUGUGGCUUCAUCGCCGCUUCCUCUUGACUUGUUGGAUAAGAUAUUUUGCACGUGGUGAUCAUGAUAGAUCCUUGCGGUCCAACCAGAGAAACAUUAGGACAGUUGACAUUGACAUGCUCAUAGAUAAUGAAUUAGAACUAUUUCAUUCUUGCUCAAUUGUACCUGACAGUGACUUUGAGGACUAUCAAGCUCAAGCAACUUUUGCUGCUACUUAUAUGGUGUGGCUCAAAAAGCAAUUAUCGGGGGCUCUGGCGAUUGAUAUUCACCAGGUGGAAACGAGCAGACUGAAGUCACUCCUAACUAAUGUAUGCCCAGAAAAGAUCUUACUUUGGAAUUCUCUGCCUGAGCUAUGUGAAAAUACAUAGCCCUUCUAUAAUAAGAGAAGAUGAGGAAAUUGUAGCAUUGUUAUCGUCUCAACUUCAUUAAUUUAAAAUUGUGCUAUUGCUUCAUAUGAGGUUCAACUUGAUGUUAUUGUACUUGUCUUCUCCAAAACACACUGUUCUCCAGCGAGAAGCAAAAUACUUCUGAAAAGAAGAACCAGAAUGAAGAAUUCAUUGUGCUCAACUUUACCUUAAUAAACAGUUACUUUUUCUCAA
This is a messenger RNA of Lycium ferocissimum, 1644 nucleotides long. RefSeq lists its product as uncharacterized. The coding region runs from base 145 to 1413 and encodes 422 amino acids. Gene Ontology annotation, molecular function: protein farnesyltransferase activity; CAAX-protein geranylgeranyltransferase activity. Gene Ontology annotation, biological process: protein geranylgeranylation; protein farnesylation. The transcript has 10 exons. The record is from RefSeq and is a predicted model, not a curated record. Gene Ontology annotation, cellular component: protein farnesyltransferase complex; CAAX-protein geranylgeranyltransferase complex; cytoplasm. Lineage: Eukaryota; Viridiplantae; Streptophyta; Magnoliopsida; Solanales; Solanaceae.